This is a messenger RNA of Emiliania huxleyi CCMP1516, 709 nucleotides long. RefSeq names its product ankyrin repeat protein. Gene Ontology annotation, molecular function: protein binding. The coding region runs from base 19 to 480 and encodes 153 amino acids. Lineage: Eukaryota; Haptophyta; Isochrysidales; Noelaerhabdaceae. The record is from RefSeq and is a predicted model, not a curated record. Gene Ontology annotation, cellular component: nucleus; cytoplasm. The transcript has a single exon.
CGAGAGGGGCACCUCCCAAUGCUGCGCUACAUCGUCGAGCGGUACGGCGCGCCGCUGCGAGUCGAGCCGAGCCCGGUCGGCCUCACGCCGCUGCAGGAGGCGGCGCGGCUCGGCUGCCUGCAGGUCGUGCGCUACGUGCUUCAGGCGCAGGGCGUCGACCACGCGGCGAUCAACCACCGCUCGCCGUCCACGGGCUGCUCCGCCCUGAGCGACGCGGCGAUGCGGGGCCACGCUGGCGUCGUCUCGCUGCUGCUCGCCGCUGGCGCGCAGGUCGACGCGCCGCGCAAGGACGGCAAGACGGCGCUGCACUGCGCCGCCGAGCAGGGCCACGCCGCGGUGGUGCGACAGCUGUUGCGCGCGGGCGCCGACCCGCUCGCCAGGGAGGAGGAGGGGCGCACGCCCGCCGAGCUCGCGGAGGUGUGGCACGAGGACGCGCGCGCGUUCCUGCUCGCCGCCGAGGAGCACCAGGGACAGUCAUGACAGGGACAGUCAGGGCGCAGGAAACGGGAGCGGGGCCCGAAUCCAAGGGACCUCCCCGUGUCUGACGCGUGACGCACUGUAUCGGUGACGAGACGGUCGACGACCAGGCAGGGGCGCGGCCGGGGUGGGGCGCGCGCGGGGGCGGCGGGUGUGCGGGAUGUCUGUGGGCCCGAGAGCGAUGUGCGUGUGUCCGCCUUGCGUUUGUUUUCAUAACAUCGAAGGCUAGCUC